AUGUCGACUUCCUCGUUGCUCAUGAAGCAGCGCCGUAUGGCGUCGAGCGUCUCUCGGCAAAUUUUGCAGCGCCGUCGAAUUGCCACAACUGCCGUAGGAUGCCGUUUGACGGAUGCCUCUUUGGGUGUCUCUCGUAGCGCUCCCGGCGGUCUUUCCACCAGUGCUCGCUUUGGUGGAAGUAACAACAGAGUCAGCGCUUACAGCAGCCGCUUCUUUUCCACCUUUUUGGAUGAUUACCGUCAACACACGGAGGAACGAAGUGCCAUGGCGGAAGGUUACGGAGUCGCUCCCAAUCCCUUGUCGGCAGAACAGGUUUCUGCUUUGAUUGAAGAUUUGCGCAAAGCAGACUCUAACCAUGAAGAGCUCGUGGCCUUGUUGGUUCACCGUGUCCCUCCUGGUGUCGAUGAAGCUGCCUAUGUCAAGGCUACCUGGUUGAGUGCCCUUGCCAAGAACGAAGAGACUUCUCCUUACAUUAGCCGCGAAAGAGCUGUCGAAUUGUUGGGAACCAUGCAAGGAGGAUACAACGUCCAGACUCUCAUUGAUUUGUUGGAAGAUUCCGAUGCCGCCAUUGCCGAUCUAGCGGCAGACCAACUUUCACACACGCUUUUGGUUUUUGAAUCCUUUUAUGACAUCGAGGCUCUUCACAAGAAUGGAUGCAAGCCAGCAACCAAGGUUUUGGAAUCUUGGGCCAAUGCCGAGUGGUUCUUGAAGAAACCAGAAGUCCCGGAGGUCAUGACUGCCACCGUAUUCAAGGUCACUGGAGAAACAAAUACCGAUGAUUUGAGUCCUGCCCAAGAUGCCUGGAGUCGUCCCGAUAUUCCCCUGCAUGCCGUGGCAAUGCUCAAAAAUACUCGUGAGGGAAUUGAACCCAUCAAGGACGGAGAAAUUGGACCUUUGCAUCAAAUUAAGGAACUGCAAGAAAAGGGAUUUCCCCUCGCUUACGUUGGAGAUGUGGUUGGAACUGGAUCUUCGAGAAAAUCGGCCACUAACUCUGUCUUGUGGUUCAUGGGAGAGGACAUCCCCCAUGUUCCCAAUAUCAAGUCGGGAGGAUUGUGCUUGGGAGGAAAAAUUGCUCCCAUCUUUUUCAACACCAUGGAGGAUUCUGGAGCCCUUCCUAUCGAGUUGGAUGUCAAUGAUUUGGGCAUGGGAGAUGUUAUCGAUGUUUACCCGUACGAGGGCAAGGUCACCAACCACGAAACUGGUGCUGUAAUUACUGAGUUUGAACUCAAGACUCCUGUUAUUAUGGAUGAGGUCCGUGCCGGCGGUCGUAUUCCUCUCAUUAUUGGACGUGGACUGACCAGCAAGGCACGUGUUGCUUUGGGACAAGGUGAAGCUGUUGCGGAUAUUUUCCGCAUGCCCGCCUUGCCGGAAGGUGCCAAGGCACCAGAAGGCUUCACCCUCGCUCAGAAAAUGGUUGGAAAGGCCUGCGGACUCCCCGACGGGGAGGGAAUUGUUCCUGGACAGUACUGUGAACCCAAGAUGACCACUGUCGGAUCGCAGGAUACCACGGGACCAAUGACUCGUGAUGAACUUCGUUCUUUGGCCUGCCUCGGAUUCACUGCUGACUUGGUUAUGCAAUCAUUCUGCCAUACUGCCGCUUACCCCAAGCCCGUAGAUGUCAUCACUCACCACACUUUGCCCGAUUUCAUUGAGACUCGUGGAGGAGUCGCAUUGCGUCCUGGUGACGGCAUUAUCCAUUCUUGGUUGAACCGAAUGUUGCUCCCAGACACUGUGGGAACUGGUGGAGACUCUCACACACGUUUCCCUAUCGGUAUUUCCUUUCCGGCCGGAUCUGGUCUUGUCGCGUUCGGAGCUGCAACCGGAAUCAUGCCCUUGGAUAUGCCAGAGAGUGUGUUGGUCAGAUUCUCUGGUACUAUGCAGCCUGGUGUGACUCUUCGUGAUCUGGUUCAGGCCAUUCCCUACACUGCCCUCCAGAUGGGAUUGUUGACAACCGAGAAGAAGGGAAAGAAGAAUAUCUUCUCUGGACGCAUUUUGGAAAUCGAAGGUCUUCCUGACCUCAAGUGCGAGCAAGCCUUUGAGUUGAGUGAUGCCUCUGCUGAACGUUCUGCUGCUGGAUGCACCAUCAAGCUCAACAAAGAGCCCAUCAUUGAGUAUUUGAACUCGAACGUUGUGAUGCUCAAAUGGAUGAUCUCUGAGGGUUACGGCGAUGCACGCACCUUGGAACGUCGUAUUGCUCGCAUGGAAGAGUGGCUUGCCGACCCCGUCCUUAUGGAGGCAGAUGAGAAGGCUGAAUAUUCUACUGUGAUUGACAUCAACUUGGACGAGUUGAAGGAGCCCGUUUUGGCUCUACCCAACGACCCCGAUGCAUCUGCUCUGCUUUCGGAGGUUGCGGGAAACAAGAUCGAUGAGGUCUUCAUUGGAAGUUGUAUGACAAACAUUGGGCACUUCCGCGCUGCUGGAAAGCUCUUGAAAAACUUGGCAAACCCCAUUCCCACCCGUCUCUGGAUUGCACCCCCCACAAAGAUGGACGAAGCUCAACUGAUCGAGGAAGGAUACUACUCCAUUUUUGGUGUCGCUGGAGCACGAACGGAAAUGCCAGGAUGCAGUCUUUGCAUGGGAAACCAAGCUCGUGUCGCCCCCAAGUCAACCUGCGUUUCCACAAGUACUCGCAACUUCCCCAACCGUCUUGGACAGGGAGCAGACGUAUACCUAGCCAGUGCUGAAUUGGCAGCUGUCGCCAGUAUCGAGGGAGAGCUGCCAUCGGUGGAAACAUACUUGAAGUACAUGGACGAUGUGAAUGCUACCGCCGAUGACACCUACCGAUACUUGAACUUUGACGAACUGCCCAACUUCGUCAAGAGUGCCGAUUCCGUUGAGAUUAGCGCAGAAAUGAGGGACGCUGCCAAGAAGUUGGAUAUGGCUGAAUAG
Messenger RNA from Seminavis robusta, 2889 nucleotides. Lineage: Eukaryota; Bacillariophyta; Bacillariophyceae; Naviculales; Naviculaceae. The record is from the annotation of a GenBank genome assembly.